GAGCAGGACACCAAACGCGGAGGCUGACAUAUCCUGUGGCCAGGAACUUGGGCAUCAGGAACCCAGGCUAUAGAAGCUAUAGCCUUACUAACUUUUCCCGGCCAAGGUGUGCGUGUGUGUGUGUGUGCGCGAGUGUGGGUAUCCUGCCUGUUGUUGCGCUGCUUGUGUGUGCGUGAGUGUGCGUAGCCGUGUUGUUGGCCAAACAAAAGCCAAAAUAAGUGACGAAUAAAUUUUAAGCCGCGCGCCUAACACACGCUACCUGAAAAUAUACAUUUUCUUCUCUUAUAAAAAUUAUAACACUUACUUUAAAAGAAACGUAUUUCGAGGGGCAGAGCUCCAAGCACGCAGCCCGAUUUCAAAUCGAAAGCCAAAAAACCGAAUGCACAUCGACGGCGCCCAACAAAUCGAGCAGCAUGAUGUCGACUCCACGACGACGCUGAUGAUGAUUUAGAUGGCAAAGGAUCUGGAACUGUAGGUGUGUAGCCCUAGUCGAAUUCCCAAAUCCGAGAGGCUGUGGAUGAAGCUGAAGGCGGUGGCAGCAGAACGGAAAUGAAAUCAAAUCGCACAGGAGCAGCUGCAGCCGGCGGCAAUAAUAACGCUUGUGAAUUAUGGCCAAAGUUAAUUAAAAGCCAAGAACGAAACUAGAGCCGCACAUAAAUCAAUCGAAUAGAGACCAGAGCUGGAGCUGGAGCAACAUGUAGAAUGCUGGUAUGCCAAUAUCCCCAUGUCAAUGCCUAUUUACAUGGCCAGUGAAAAAUGGCCAUCAGUGGAACGAACAAACAAUAUGGCCAAGAGGAACGAAAACAAUCCAAAUCGAAAUCGAAAUGACUUAAAGCGGCUUACUGGCGACCAGAACAAAGCAAACAUAACGUAUACGCAACGUCCAACACGGCGGAUGCAUGAUUAAUUGCACUUUAAAUACAAACAGAAAACGAACGAAUAACCGAUUCUCAGCCAAGGAAAUAAGCAACAAAAAACGCGUCAAAAUGUUGCCCACCAAUGUGAUGUCAUUCAUGAAGAAGAUGGUGGCCACCGAUGAGCAGACCAGCGAGCGGCAGCAGCAUGCAGCGGAUUCGGGUGGCGGGGCCUCCCAAACGGGGGCCCUGAACAAGAUGAAGGCUACGAUUUCCUCCUCGCUGCUCACCGUCACAGACAAAGUUAAUAAAAUGUCGCCACGCCCCUCUUUGGUGCCGACGGAUGCGGAUACAAGCGGCAGUUACGGCUCGCCCAGCUAUCAAAGCCAGCAGCAGCAGGACUCCGGUAGCAGUCUGAACAACAACAAUAAUAACAGCAGCGGUGGCGGCACGUCGACUGGUGGAGGCGGGGCAGCGGCCAAGCAGGAGCCAGGACGAAGGGCCGGUGCCUGCAGGGUGUGCCUGAAGUCCUUCAAGCCGGACGACUACCACAAGACGUGCUUCGAGUGCCAGCAGCGAGUGUGCGAGGACUGCGCCAGCUACAGCAAGCUGGACGAGCACGAGGAUGCGACCAUGUGGCGCUGCAGCGUGUGCCGCCGGAAAAUGGCCUCCCGGGUCUGUAUUCCGCAGGACUCCACGGACUCGAUGCUGGACGUCCCGGUGCUGGAGGCACUACAGCGGCGGCACUCGGACGCCAAGUUGGGCAGCAGCACGCAAACGCUGGCGCCCAGUAAUGGUGCCGCCCUCGCCCCGCCGAGAAGUCCCGAGCUGCGACGCCACUCGGAUGUUUCGCCAGCCUCGCUCAAGGAGUUGGAACGGCAACUGAAAGGUGGCCGCAGCAUGGCGCCCAGUCGCUCCAACAGUCCGCCGAGGGGCGAUGGCCCGGAUGGACAGCCUCCCUUCGGUGCUCCCCUAUCACGGAUGCAGUCGCGAAGGGGAUCGCGGGUUGCCCGGCAGCACAGUUACGAUGACGACAUGAAGACCGGGCCCGUAAGCGGCAGCAUGGGCGGCGGUGGGCCGGCGCUGGGCCUGGGGGCAGAUGGUGCGGGCCUCGGCAUUCCAUCUAUGCCACGCAGGAAGUCCGCCUAUGAUGUGUUUGCCCCCGGGUUGACGCAGGGUGGCGCCACGCCUGCCACACAGCUGCAGAGGUCGCCUGGCGAGGGUGGAAUCAUGCCUCCCAUUCAGCUGCCCGGAUCCAGGAGACCCUCGUUCCGGGUGCCACAUCCCUCGGAGGAUAUCCAGAACGAUGACUCGCCGGGUUCACCAGAUAAGGGAAGCCCCGUCCUGACCGUCGACGAUGACCGACGGAUGCGGCGACGCGGCUCGCAGCUGCCCGACAUAGCGAUGCUUCAGAAUCGCGGUGCUCUGCCGGCUGUGCCGCCUUCCUCGAUUCCGCCGCCCAUGGCCUCGUUCACGGGCCCCAAUCUGGAGGAUUUGGAGGCGCCGCGACGGCAGACAUCAAUGGACGGCGAGGCCAUAAGGAUCGUAAUACACGACGUGGAUUCGGGCCCGAUUUGUGCAUCUAAGCGGCGCAUCAUUCUGCGCCGAGAUCCCACGGACAAGGCGCACCGCACACGUGGCUUUGGGAUGCGCGUCGUCGGCGGAAAAACAGGAGCCGAUGGCCGGCUGUUUGCCUACAUUGUGUGGACCGUUCCAGGAGGAGCGGCCGAGAAGAAUGGCCUGCAGCAGGGCGACAAGAUCCUAGAGUGGAACGGAAUGUCCCUGAUUGACCGAAGUUUCGAGGAGGUAUGCUCCAUCAUGGACCGAACCGGUGACAUUGUGGAGCUUCUAGUGGAGCACGCCACGGACUUCCGAAUGUGUGAUCUUUUCGACGAGAAUUUGCCGCCUGGAAACGCUGGCGGGCAGAGCGGACCUCGGCGAUCGGGAGACGGUCCCGUUGGCCUGGGCCUCAUAGCGGAACCCGAAACCACAACAGACAAAUCACCAGCAUCGCCAACUAGACGGAAAUUACCAAAAACUCCGGAGCAAAUUGCCCGCGAGAAGCUGGUCACCGGGCGGGUCCAGAUCCAGGUUUGGUACCACGCCGAGCGCAACGAGCUGGUCGUCUCCCUGAUGGCCGGCGAUGAUCUGGCAUUGCGGGAUGAGGCCUACGGACACGGUAAUCUCCCCGAGGCAUACGCCAAGGUUCGCAUUCUGCCCAAAUGUGGCGAUGGAUGCGUGCAGCAAACGGAGGUCAGCCGACCCACGCAGAAUCCCAUUUGGAACGCCACCUUGACCUUCGGCCAUGUCAAGGCCGACACCUUGAUGGAUCGCUACAUAGACAUCCAGCUGUGGGACCUCGUGCCCCACACUGAAUCCAUUUUCCUGGGCGAGUGCAGCAUUGAGCUGCAACAGGCCUUCCUCGACGACCAGGCCAUCUGGUGUCGCUUGGAGGACACCAAGGGGCUGCGUGGCAUUAGCAUCAGCAAAUCGCCGAGUGUCUCGCCCCGCGGUUCCAUUGCAGCCGGGGCAGGAGCUCCCAGUGGCGAUGUGACCCGGUUGCUGCGACGCGACUACAAUAUGCAUCGCUCCAACUCCGAUGACGUAGACUCCAUCGGAGAUGGAACAUCGCUGUUGCAUCCGGAUCACGCCUGGAUAGCUGGCUCACGACGCGGUUCCUCUCAGUCGGAAACCAUGGAAGUGGAGGUCUACCAGCUGGGCAAGGACUUCUCGCGCUCAUUGCCGGGUUCGCGUCGAUCGAGCUUCCAGGAUGCUGAAAAGAAUCGGCUGGAGGAGGACGCCAUGGCCACGCCGCCCACGUCUUAUUUGGUGGGCCGGCGCCGUUCGUCCGUGGCUCGACGCGAUCCGGAUGAGAUCUUGAAAUCCUUGAAGGCUGUCCGCGGCGAGCUGGGGCGCACCAUGAGCCUGGGUACUGAGCAGCACAAGCGCAUGGGAUCGAGACGUGCCAGUCGCGUUGGAUUGCCGAGCGGACCGAAUAGCCGCAAGAGUUCCGUCUUGGACUUGUCGCAGCAGCAGCAGCAGCAAUUGCAGCAGCUCCAGCAGUUACAGUUGCAGCAGCAACAGUACUUGCAACAGCACUUGCCCAUGGGAGUAGGCAAUGCCGACACCAGUCCGCCAUCCGAGGACGAGGAUAAGCGCUACAGACCGCGCUGGAAGGGAUCAGGAAACCAGUUGCCACCACAGAGUCCCAAGCAGGUGCUUUCCCGGCUCAAACAGGCCGCCUCGGUGUCGAAUGUGGCCCAGGACUCGAGUCGGCAGAGUCAACUGCUGGCCACCAACCAAUUGCAGCAGCGCAAGAGCAGCAUGUUCCAGUUGGGGGAAUCCCAGGCUCCACCCACUACCACCACUACGCUGCAGAGGAAGGGCAGCAUGUAUGUGGCGAAGGUCACCGAAACCCCGCCCUUAGGCACGCCCACUCGCAAGGGUAGUGUCUAUCAGAGGAGCAGCAUCGGGCUGGGUGUAGAGAACCCUGGACCAGAUAGUCCGCAGCGGAAGCAGAGCGUGGUAAAGACCCUAAGUGGCAGCUAUGUCAACACGUCCACCAUCACGGGUGGGGAAUCUAGUUAUGGCCUCAAACUUGGACCCUCGCAGAUCCAUCCCAAGGGCUAUCGGCUGACCACGGCGAGGUACGGGGAGCUAAAGAUGGGAUUCCUCAAGAUCAAGGGCAAUGUGGAGGUGGAGCUAAUCUGCGCCCGUAACAUUGUCAACGAGGACUGCGAAACUCCGCCGGAUACGUACGUGAAGUGCUACAUCAAGGACGGAGACCGCCUGCGCCACAAGAAGAAGACGCGCGUCGUGCGCCAUGCGGCGGAGCCCCUCUACCGCCAAACCAUUAAGUACCAGAGCUCGGACGUCUUUGGACGGAACAUUGUCAUCAUGGUGUGGCAGCGGUGCGUGGGAUUCGAGCACAACCAAGGAUUGGGCGGCACGGAGGUGAACCUGGACAAGGUGAGCAUCGGACAGCCUAUCAACGGGUGGUAUCCGCUCUUCCCGAUGCACAGUUAUGGAGGCUCCGAUUCGGACAACUCUCCCUGACCGAACAACCCAGCAAUCGCAGUCCACAGGCAGUGCCGAAGUCCACUGGAAUCGGAAAUAAUGCCACUGCAAGCUCAAUUUGUUAGCGCCUAAGAUUUGGACACCACAUAUAAAUAUAUAAAUUGUUAACCCGAGAUAUGCAGAUAAUCCCCAUAGAAGUAUUACGUCCCCUGUAUGUAUUAGUUAUAGUUAAAUGAGCUUAGCACGGGCUGGCAGGUGGAAUCGGUUGGGUUAUGGGUUAUGAUACACUAAAUAAAAUACUAAUAUUCGUGGUGAGAGAGCUUUGUAAGUAAGGUACACAGGUAGGGCAGCACCUUAAGUGGGGAACACCAAUAUCAGACAGCACAAUAAUUGAGGAAUCGGAGUACCAGAAGCAUAGAUGUACACGCGUUUAUAUAUUUUUGCUUGUUGUGUUUGUGAAAAUUUAAUGUUGUUCGCAUUUGAAUGGACGUGGGACGUGAAGAAUGGAAACGAAACGGGCACCAAAACAAUAAUGUUGAAAUUUCAAGGCAACGAAGUGGGUGAGGACACCCACUCACCCCACGGAGAGGGAUUUAAAGCUCGGCAGCUGACAAGAGGCGUAUAUCCGAAUAAGUGUUAAUUAAAUGUUGCGCAGACAAAAACCAAAAACCAAAUAGGCUAGCCCCAACUAUCUGUAAAGCUGACAACCCCGCCAAGGUUUCAACUGCUCCACAAAAAUCUGACAACUGAAGAUCUACUUAUAUAAUCUUUGAUAAUUCCAAAACUCAAAACUUCGAACGAAAAGAAUCUAGUUUAAAUCGACAAUCUUUAUGGGUGUGUGUGCUAGUGUGGGGGUGGGAGAAGUGAGUGCGAUUAAAGAGUGAUUAAGACGAAUUUACUGUAGUCAUUUUAUGGUAGGGCAUCGAUUGCAACGCGGCAGAUUAAAGACAUCCCCCUCUUCCUGUUUUUCCCAUUUGACCCCGCUCUUCAAACUCUCCAGACAUUUCAGCCUCACAAACAGGACAAUCUCGUGUAAUGAAACAAAAAGUGAAAAAUUUACAUUUUCGGAAGCUGUGUAUAAAUCUAAUAUCUAAUCAGCGUUCAGCCUAACGACUUGGAGUUUCAAACUAAAGUUACAAACACAUAUAGAUUUAUUUAUACAAAGCUUACACCUUGAGUCGUUUUACGUAGCGUACUUAAGCUGCAAGGACAUUGUGGAACUUUUACUGUCCCUAACACUUUUAACGUUAGUUACGGUAGCUAAAAUGUCCUCAAGCUCAAACCAUUUCUUGGCGAAACUUAACGACUCUUUAACCGUAACAGCAACUAUAUGUAUAUCUGUAUACCUGUAUCUGUAUCUGUUUCAAGGGCAGUUGCGGGCUUUUCUUAUUGUUAGAUGUUGCUUUAAAAACCCAAAGAAGAAAAUACUUAGUACCAGAUAAUCCAUUGUUGUAUCUUGUAAGUACUUGUUAGUUGUCAAGGUAGUCAGGGUAAAAGUGGAACACACAAAGAUAUUCCUGUUUUUUUUCGGUUGGCUAAUUACUCUUCACAAUCUGGCUGUUGUUUUAUAUACCUAGUUGGGUAACGAAAACUAAAAUGGUUGUGCUAUCUCAAAAUUAAAACUACGUACUUACUAAUGUUCCGACAGUCGAUGGAGCUAUUUAAUCGGCAAAGUGAGCUGCUAUCAACUACUCUUAGGUAAUUUUGGUCUUUUCUACUAACUCUAAUACUACGACUACUAUUACUUAUUGAUUGUACUUAGCCAGAAGUUGGUAUCGAGUACUUUGAUGAAAGAAAACUGUAAAAAUAACACCAUAUCAGCGUGUAGCGUUGGGCUGGAAUCUGGGGAGGAUUGCGCUUCAAAAGUGCCGAGUGGGCUGUAGCAAGGCUUAUAAGAAUACAAAUCUACUACUUGUUAAAAAAUAACUUAGCAAUUACCUGCGUACACAAUGUAAAACAAUAUACACAGAUGUGAACUAUAUGAAUAUGAACGUACACAUUAUAUAUAUAUAUUAUUAUACCUAAAAUAACUGUAGAAAAACAAAAAGAGACCCACACUAUAUGUAUAUCAAAUUGAGUUUCAAUAAACAUCAAAUAUUUA
This is a messenger RNA of Drosophila eugracilis, 6972 nucleotides long. RefSeq names its product regulating synaptic membrane exocytosis protein 2 (gene Fife). Gene Ontology annotation, biological process: regulation of synaptic plasticity; positive regulation of synaptic transmission; calcium ion-regulated exocytosis of neurotransmitter. Lineage: Eukaryota; Metazoa; Arthropoda; Insecta; Diptera; Drosophilidae. The transcript is spliced from 17 exons. Gene Ontology annotation, cellular component: presynaptic membrane; cytoskeleton of presynaptic active zone. Gene Ontology annotation, molecular function: small GTPase binding; transmembrane transporter binding. Bases 900 to 4910 code for a protein of 1336 amino acids. The record is from RefSeq and is a predicted model, not a curated record.